UCUCUGCUUCUUCUGUUCCGGGGGACUUUGCAGCCGGUCAUGAACACCGAGCCUUCACGGGACGCUAGCUCUGACUGCAUGAAGAGCGGGGAGGCUCAGGAGAUUCCCCAAAUGAGGAGCUACCUCUGUCUCACCAUGUUCACCUGUUUCUGUCCUGCAUUGCCCAUCAAUAUUGUGGCGCUGGUUUUCUCCAUGCUGUCCAGAAGGAGUUACUACGAGCAGGACUAUGAUGGCUCCAUGCGUCUGGCUCGGAAAGCUCUCCACCUGGGCCUUGUUUCUUUCAUCACUGGCCUCAUGAUCCUCACUGCAUACACCACUGUGCACUUUACUGCGCAUGCGGUGUGACCACCGGAGGAGGAAGGGGGAAUGAAGAGGUGAUACUGUCAUGGAGAGACCGACUCCACGGGAUGCAAAGGAGCUCUGCUUGUGUUUUGUUAUCAGCAGAUUUGUGAGGUUUUGCAAGAGCUGGCAGAGUCUCUCUUUACUGUUAAAUACAUGUUGGCUUCAGCUAUUGGGCAGAUUAUGUUGCAGUAAAACAUUUUUUACAGGUUUUGUGAUGGCAAGAAGAAAGUGGAUCCUCCAGUAUUAACAUCAAUACGAAGUGGGGAUUUUUAUCUUUUCUACACUGUGAGCACACAUUUAUAAAAUAAAAUCUUUCUUUCACAUUGUGGCCUGGU
Messenger RNA from Mugil cephalus (flathead mullet), 677 nucleotides. RefSeq names its product transmembrane protein 233. The record is from RefSeq and is a predicted model, not a curated record. The transcript has 3 exons. Gene Ontology annotation, cellular component: membrane. Bases 40 to 345 code for a protein of 101 amino acids. NCBI's taxonomy places the organism in Eukaryota, Metazoa, Chordata, Actinopteri, Mugiliformes, Mugilidae.